Messenger RNA from Columba livia (rock pigeon), 2350 nucleotides. RefSeq names its product DDRGK domain containing 1 (gene DDRGK1). The record is from RefSeq and is a predicted model, not a curated record. The transcript is spliced from 9 exons. NCBI's taxonomy places the organism in Eukaryota, Metazoa, Chordata, Aves, Columbiformes, Columbidae. The coding region runs from base 104 to 994 and encodes 296 amino acids.
GCAGGCACAAGAAGGGCAGCCCGCGCUCGGGGGCCUUGCGGCGGGGCGGAGGGUGCCGGCCGGUGCGGGCGGGCCCGGGCCGGGGCUGUGGGAGCCGCGGGCCAUGGACGCCGUGCUGCUCGCCGUUGCCGCCGCCAUUCUCGCCGUUCUUCUCUUCUUCGCCACCCGCGUCCGCGGCCAGGCGAGGGCAGCCGAUGAGGAACACCAGCAAAAUGUGGCUGUGGCGGUGGCCAGGCCUCGGCCCCAUGAGGAGCGGGGAGACGCGAUGCCAAGGCGCCGGAGGAACAUGGGAACCCGGAUGAUGGCCCAGAGGAGAGUGCAGCAGGCAGAAGACUGGGUGGAAGAGGAAGAUGAUGCUGAGGAGGUGCCAGAAUUUCAGGUGUCUGGGAAAAUCGGAGCGAAGAAGCAGAGGAAAUUAGAAGAGAAACAAGCCAGAAAAGCACAGAGAGAGGCUGAAGAAGCAGAACGAGAAGAACGGAAAAAACUUGAGUCAAAAAGAGAGGAGGAAAGGCGGAAAGAAGAGGAGAGAAUACGUCUGGAGGAAGAACGGCAGGAAGAGGAAAAAAGGAAGGCAAAGGAAGAAGAGGAGAAGAGAGAGUAUGAAGAGUACCUGAAGCUGAAGGAGAGUUUUGUAGUUGAAGAGGAAGGGGUUGAAGAAUCAAUGACAGAGGAAGAGUCUCGCAGUUUUCUGCUGGAAUUUCUGGAAUACGUUAAGAAAACAAAGGUAAUCCAGCUGGAGGACUUGGCUUCGCAUUUGGGUUUAAGAACACAGGAUGCAAUCAACAGAAUCCAGGACCUGAUGGCAGAUGGCACGCUGACAGGUGUGAUUGAUGACAGAGGGAAGUUCAUCUACAUCACUCCGGAGGAGAUGGCUGCCGUGGCUCAGUACAUCAAACAGAGGGGACGAGUCUCCAUCGCGGAGCUGGCCCAAGCGAGCAAUUCCCUCAUCAACCUCCAGCCUGACAGCCGAGCUCUUGCUCCAACCGUGGCGUGAGAAAAACACAGCAGGAGUUGAACCUUUUAAUGAAUAAGCUGCAUAAUUUAAACCAAAUGGGAACCCUUCUCAGCCAUUCACGGUGCUUGAAGCUGCAUCAGCUGCAAGACUUGAUCAAAAGUUUUGCUUUUUAUUCUGUUAAAGGUGAUAUAAAAUGGAAUAGUCAUUUGUACAACAGACGCUGGCCAAGAACUUGGGGCACUCUGCACAGCAAUAUCAGUAAUUUUUACAUGGUUAAUUUAUCUUGGCAUUUAGUCUCGUGUGGCUAUACCCAAACUUUUCAUUGUUUCCAGAUUCUGAUGCCUGUGUCAAAUGUGUUUGGGGUUGAUUGCACUCAGAACUCUCCAGGCCUGCUCUGCACUUACGGAGCUGCAUAAUUUUGUGGCAAUGACAAAUACAGCCCAGAAUAAUAGUUGUGUAGGGGUGAGGUUUGCAGAGUUUUUCUGCUGUAUCAACAUUGAAAGGAUGGAGUAAAAAGAAAAUACUUUGUGUUUCUCUGUUCUUACUGAAAUAUCUACUGAAACUCUAGAAAUGAGAGAACUUCCAGGGGUUAUUUUAGAAAAGCUUUGCUAUAUAAAUAGUUUCGCUUGGUUUAUAGGUUGUAAAUUUUGCUCGCGGCCAAGCCGCGUUAUUUUGCUGUAGCGAAGAGACAGAAACACCUCCAGGGAAAGGCGAAGUCACCUCGGUUGUUGUGCAGACCAGUUCUGCUGAUAACAACCAGAUUCUGAUGAUUCAUCCUUUGAAGUCAGAGCCAGCUGAGUGUCUGAAGGCCUCAGACACCCCCGCCCGUGGCCUUUGUGCUUUGGAUGGUUUUGUUUUACAAAAUCAAAUUCAAGCACUGUGAUUCAUGCAAUUAGUGUUCCAAGUAAAUGAUUAUUAAUGUAUUAAUUGGAGGGUCAGUAUGUUUCCUGCAUAGGAAUAUUUAUAUUUUUUUUAUAGCCUGAUUGAUGCUUUGUUAAUUCUCCUUCCUGAGAUCAACAGAAUCCAUGUGGUUAUACAAUAAUUGGAGAGGGCAAGAGGGGCUGGUUUUGUCUCUGCCAAACUUAGAGGUAACUCGAGUAGACUUAAAAGCUGCGCUGUCGGUGAGGUGAGGGAGCAAUAAAAUAAUGGAAGGCAGAAUAUUUCCUUCUAAAUCUCAGCAUCACUGCUGAAUGUGACGCUCCGCAGGGCUGCGGAGUUACGGCGAUGUGAAAGAUCGGUACGUCCUUACUGUGCUGCACAACCAUCACCAGCAGAGAAACCACUUGAGAUUUGAGGCUUGUAAAGUCUCUUAAUUAUUCUGAAUUUGAUUUUGCCAUGAUUUGUUUUGUCCUGAACUAUUAUUUUAAUUAAAGAAACAGUACCGAAAGAAUUGCA